CUUCAGCUAGUGCUGCAGGAGGAGGAUUUGUUCGCGGAGAACGAGACUUUUUGGAUGUUUUCAAGAAAAGUGCGACUUCUACGUGGAGAGCGACGACUGGAAGUGCAUUAUUGCCCUUUGGUGCAUACAGUGCGCUUACGAAGAAAAGUAAAGAGCCCUUCAUCGCCAACGGCAUGGGUCUGGAGAUAGAAAAACCAGCACGGACAGCGGAAGCAGAGGCCGCCCUAGAAGCAUUGGCCCAAUUCGCUAACCUGAAGUCUACUGCUCGCCUAUGUCUGUUGCCGGAAGUCGCCCUAGUGCAGCUACACCAACUGCAGCAGAGAGCUCGCGAUGAGGGUGUAGGCUCGGAUGUGGAGAGUUCAGGAGGAGAAGUCGACGAUGAGGAUGAAAGCCCAUCAAACAGCAGCAAACUCAGGCUUCUCCCGACGACCACGAGGGCAGGAGCAGCUACCACCAAUACUACAACUACAGCGUCUCCAUCUCAAGAUGAUAGGCGGAGCCGGAAGAUGAACACGAGAAAAAAAACCUCACCCAAAAAACGACAGGAGGAUCCUUGCCGAAGUAUCAAGUCCAUGCUGCGCUAUAUCCUGAGACGCUGGGAGGCAGAUUUUGUGACCUGGUCUACGCGUCACGUGUUUGCUGCUGGAUUCCGCAAGAACACAGCGACGGAAAAGGCCAGACUAGACCUUUUAGAGACGCAGGAGACGCUGUCACAACGUCGAAAACAAGAGGAAUACCGGAAACACGAAAGACAGCUAGGAGAGCAGAUCAAAGAUGCAUUAGACUCUGCUCUUGCUGCUUAUCGACACUACAGCUUUUUCCGAAACACUUUGGACGUGUAUGCAGUGAAAAGCGAGGAUGAUGAAGGAGAGCAGGUUGGCGACUCCACUAUGAUAAAUCAAGAACAAGGAGAAGCGAACAAUGAAGGAGAAGGUGAACAAGAAGUACUAGAACUACAAGAACACGAAGAUUUCCUAGAAGAGGAAGACUACAUGGACAACAUGCAAGUUUGCGAAGAUGAAGAUGAGCGACAACGUCCUCCUGUCUUUCCUCCUCUCAGGUAUCAAUCUCCUGAUCAACGUCAGGGAGUUGUCACUGGGAUGGAGAUCGAUUCUAGUGAUGCCAACGUCAAGGAUCAAGUAGUAGACCUGAGUCCAGACGAAUAUCCGGCAAUCUCUGAUGCUGUGCGCAGCCAACUUCCAAGAACAGGUGCAGUUGCUACUGCCGUUGAAGGAAAGCUUCAACUUAAUAGCGGUCAAGCAGUAGAGCAGAAGUCCUCCAAGAUGGGUAGGAAAAAAGCCACAACUAGUCCCAACAAGAAACCUCCGACAAAACCUCCGACGAGAACUCCCAGUCCGACGAAGAUCAAUGCCUCACCAAUGAAGAGGAGUCCUCCAAGCUCAGGAGCAGCUGAGAGAAACUACUGCGCGAUUUGUGCAGAAAGUGACCUGAGCCUGGACGAAAUGGGCAUCACGCCUUGCGCCCACGUCUUUUGUAUGGUGUGUCUGAGCCAAAUGGUCGAGCAAAACCAGAAGUGCGCAAUUUGUCGACACCCACUCAAUGAGCAGGAUAUCUUGUCCUUGCGAGACGAGGUUGACCAGUUAACGCAGAGAACAAGUGCGGACCACGGAGGUCUAUUCCCUGGCAGUGUCUUAGCUGAGAAUGAGCGGGAACGUGCACAGAUUUUGAUGGAUCAUAAGAGGAUUUCGAUCUACGGCAAUGCUGGGAGACAGCGGUUUUCGUACCAGUUUUUGGCGCGCGAACGCUUGCUACAGGGGCUGGUGGAAAGCGCAGGCGCAAGACAGGAACACAAAGCGGGGAACCGUUUGCGGGCUCGAAUGUUUUUGAGCGAAAACGAGCGGAAGUUUAGCGGGACAGCUGCUUUGAAAAGUCGCAGGGAUGAAAUGAGAGCGGCCAUUGAGGCAGGUGAGAAUUUCCUGUCGGCGAAGAUGAAAUCGGAAGUCGAUCUAGAACAAGGUGACGGCAAUGAACAGGACGAGCAUCAGCAUCGCGCCAAAAAACAGAAAUUGAUGCCAAACGAAUGCAACAACGGAGGUGCUUCGUCAUCGACUCUGCUGGGUACGGGGGAUAAGGAGUUUGUAGAUCGAGGAUUGAGAAAUGUGCGGGGGGGCCAUCAAUCUCAACACCAGUUACACGCUCGUGGAAAUCCGAGAGACUUGCUAUCCCAGCUAGAUGCCGAUGAUGAUCUAACCUCAUGUACUGUUGUCGUAGAGCAGCAAGAAACUACAACAUGGAACGGAGGAACAAAGAUCAAUGUCGUGAGUUCAGGAGGACCAUCAGCAGCAUCAGGUAACAUGCCUAAGCCUAAUGCCUCAUCCACCGCUCGUUUCGGGCCUCCACGACCUUUGGCGAAGUUGCCUCCGGCUGCUGCGAACAUUGCACAACAACACGGAAGUAAAAUGGAGAAGCUGGCUGAACUUUUGGUGAAAAUCAAAACAGAGGAUCCUGAAGCAAAAAUCUUGGUCUAUUCUCAGUGGGAGUCGUUGAAGCGAAAAAUCGCGUUAGCUCUGCGUUGUCUCAGCACCGGUAGCACAACUACGUCUGCUUCUGCAAGAAGUACUGGGGGUGGAUCAGCAAAUCAUGCAAACGUUGUAAACAAACCUUGUACAGCGGCAACCUCCUCUACUUCUUCUACAACCAAACGUGUUCCAGGAAUCCACAGUGUUGCCUUUGGGGGCGGCGUGAAUCGUAAAGCACGUAUUCUACGACAAUUCGCCGACGUAGAGCCUGGAAAACGUAGUGCAGACGUGUUGAUUCUAUCCUUAGAGAUCGCUGCUUCAGGUCUGAACUUGCUUCUAGCGAACCAUGUCGUGUUCGUGCAUCCGCUCUCGUUGCCUUCACUCUCCGAAGUGCGCGCAGUGGAAGCACAAGCGAUUGGGCGGGUGCGUCGUCCGGGACAAGCAAGAGAAGCAGUUCACGUAUGGCGCUUAGCGACCUUAGACACCAUAGAGGAAGAUUUGGUGCGUGAAAGGGUGAAGAUCAGCUAAGCAGAUAUGCUCUUACCCUUUCCCUUGUUGUAGUUUUCUGGUUUUUUAAAAAACACUUUUUCAAUACUACAGCGCUUAUUCGGCGUGGCGCUUUUGAAUAGAUGCACCUCAGCAUUACCUGUUGAUGACUAUGUAGCUCAUUCCUACUUCGAGGAUCUUCUAGGUGCAGCUGCACAAGAGACCCUUAGCGAAGAUCAGUUUCAAGAACUUAGUUCUUGGUAAUGAGGCUGAAAAAGAUGUGAUACAGCAUAGAAACUCAGAAUAGGGCGCUGGUGCAACUUGUUAUUGCUCACACCUGUUCUUCUUCUUCAAUCAUCUUCAUCACUGGUGUUUCGUCAAGAGCGACCGCCAUCAGGUGAAGGGCGAAAAUAUUUGAGAGAGGUCAAAAAAAAAUGAAAGUGUACCAAAAAUUUACAGCAAGUAGAUCGCGGUAGAGUGAAUGAAGCAUCAAAAGCUGUUGAGGGCUGGUCUGUAUUCGUCAAAGUACAAAACAAAGCAAGUUUUGUUUAGGAGUGUCUCUUUGGGGCUAUAUUUUUGUUUUUCAAUGCGGACGAACACGAAUAUUUAAUUUGGUUCUUGCGGUCGCCUUGCUGAAGAUAUCUUAGCAAAUGCCACGUCUUCAUCUUGUCACAAGAUGAAGCCGUGGCAUUUAGUUGGUUGGCGCAUGCCACAGGAGAGUGCUUCAUCACGCGUUUUCGGGAGCUCUACUGAGCACAUGCUUGCCGUCUGUCUCUCCUGAGUGCCGUACUCGCCAGAGAGACGACCUCAUUUUUGAGAGCCCUAAAAAAUAGUCCGUGUGAUCAUUUGAGGGACGACCUACUUCUGUUUGACUCUGAGAGAAGCUAGUUCUGUUUUAUCAUUCGAGCGACCUUGAACUUGAAGAAGAUUCUGUCUACUGAGUCUGUUGAUCUAAUUCAUCUGGAACUGGAUAAAAUGUUUUACUUACCCCGCCCGUCUGAGUCUGAGCUAAUUCAUCUGGACCCCGGUAAAAUGUUUUACUUACCCCGUCCAUAAUUCUUUACACAGAGAAAAGAGGCUUUGAAUCCCCAAGUUUUACACUGUAGAAGAGGAUCUGGAUCUUAACCGCGUUUGCCUAGUUCUCGGCACAACUACAAGUAGAAGAUAUCUUCUAUUAUUUUGAAUUACACAACAGUAAAAAGAAAUUAGGUUUUAUUACGUGUUCGGUUUCGCAGGGAAGGAUAAGGAACAUCAACAUACUCAUAUACAAGAAUUGUAACUAAGUUUGGAUAUAAUAUAAGAUUCGACGAAGCUCGAAUUUUUAUGUGUGUAAGCGUUGGCACUUCCUUCUUGUAGGAGGUUCAGAAGUUUGGCGAAUCUUUUUACAUCAACACAGUUAGUGUCUCAACCAAGCAAGAUGGCUCGUCCACUUUCAAAAAAGUUUCUGCAACUCGUGGUUGCGAGUGCCUUCGUUGGCGCCGGGUACGGUGUCAAGCUGCAAUAUAUGCAGAAGGCUUCUGCGAAGGCCAUGGAAAGAACUUGUCAGGAAGUCUGGGACGAAGCGAUGGAGAAGGCAGCGGCAGGCGAGGACGGUGGUCCAGAUUCAACGGCUAAAACGAAAUCCAACUUCUUCAAGCUGGGCUUGUUAACAAAACGUGAAGAGGACUGGCCCCACACUGACCGUGGCCGUCUUCGCUCGUCGGAGUUGCGUCAGGACAGAUUCUGCGGGGCUUAUCUGCGCAAAUUUGAGCCGACGCGGGAAGUUAAGCAGAAGAGUGUCCAAGACGCGAAAUCAGCCCUUAUAGCUAGUAGAAGCGAGAAAGCACCAGACGAGAUGACAGAGUUAGGGGCUGCGUUCCGUCAGGUUUUGCGAAGAGAGUGCUGCAUCCACGAGCCAGACGAGGAUGAUCGACCUUCGCUAUGGCAGUCAGUGGCUCCGCCUGCGACGGAUUCUUCGGUCCAACCCGCUACGGGUCCAGGACGUACUCCUGUACUUACUGGCUCUCCGGCACCGGUUACAACAACGGGUUCUUCCGGUUCGGCUCCAGUGCGUCCCCCUGAUUCGCCUGCGACGGCUUCUACGCGUCCAGGUGGAUCGUUCGUUCGCCGCCGAUCCCCAACGCAUACUCCUGUACUUACUGGCUCUCCGGCACCGGUUACAACGGGAUCUUCCGGUUCGGCUCCAGUGGAUUCCCCUGGUUCGCCUGCGACGGAUUCUUCGGGCCAACCCCCUGCGCGUCCAGGAUCGCCGGCGGCCGUGAGUCCUGUACCGUCGGCGCCUCAACAGGGGACGUCGAAUGCAGCGGAUGCGUCGGCUGCUCCGGUACAAGGAGCGGGUGCGCAACCCAACAAGGGCAGCAAAGGUUGCUGCUGAAAAGGGCAGGAAAACGGCGAAUGAGUAUCGAUAUCUAGUAGUAUCAGAACGAAUUGUACUACAACUGAGUGUGACGCUGACGUCUACUAGAUGAUAACGUUUUUAAAAAAUGGAGACGGGUAUGGUUUAUUUUGCUUGUUUAUGGUUUUUCUUCGUCGUAAAUGGAAGCUUAGCUGAUGAAUGACGUUGAAGAUGCGUAAGUAGUUUUGAAAAAAUUCCCAUAUGAAGAUACGCAUGCGUUGUAUCCAUGGAUGUUGUUUAUAUCUUUUAUGUAUGGAGUUGGAGGAUCUUGAAACGGCGGGCAAGCACUAGCACUUCUUGUUAUUGAUGUGAAAGAUUGUAUCGCACAAAUCGAGUAAGAAGGACGAAUUUCCUGCUCUUUCGGAAAGACAUAACUAGAUCCACUUGUUUUAUGAUUCAACAAACUUCCGCUAUUGCUAUUUUCUUUGUGUACUUCUAUGAAAAAUAAUUGCAACAUUGGGCAAAGAUGAAAUAAUGCGAAAAAGGGCCACUGAGCAUUAAUACUUCGCUCUCAAAAGGAAAUAGCGUAUACGUUAGCGACGAUAAGAAUAACAAACAUGAUGGAGCAGCUAUUAGUUGCUCCAUCAGUUGCUCGCCUGAAGCGUAUUGCUAUAUGUAGCGCGUACAUCAAAGAGCUGACCAAUACGGGAGAAGUGUAAACCCUCCCUCUUGAAUCUGCUAAGAAUCGAAGGAACGCCUUAAGUGAGAUCUGUCGCGGUGUUGAGUUUAGGCGUGGGCCGUUACAGUUAACUUAAAACUUCUCCAGGUUGACGCCAUUAAUGCAGCUGAAUAAGCCGAAAGCAAAAAGGGAAAAACAGGAGAAGCGGCAAGGGAUAGCGCUAGUGGUAAUGGUAGCCGCGUACGAAACGAGCAGCGCGAUCUAAGCGGUUUCACAAGAUGAGGAAUUAACACAGAGUGGAAGUGCACCGAAGUAAUUAAUUAAAGCAAGAAACUCAAACUACUCACCUGCUGAGUAGUAGAAAAGUGAAAAAGGUUGAAAGACUGAAAUAAUUAAGGAAAGCAUUGACUGUUUCACCGAGUAAGAAAAGUAUUGAGUUACGAAAUAAAUGAACAACCAAGCAAGUAAAUACGGCCGUCCUGCAAUAAUUAAGUCAAAGUUUUCCAUGAGCGAAACAAACAAGUAAGUCGAGCAAAUUCAUAAAUUUCCCGUGUAAUAAAAGUCAAGUUUUCAAAUAAAGCAGUACUACAAAAUAAGAGGUAACCAGUCUAUAAUUAAAUAUUUUCCAACGUUCUCAUGGCCGAACAGAGUAGGAGGGGACGCAUGACGACAAGGGGAAGUCAGUCAUCUCUGUCCGGCUGAGCAAAGUACUCCGUUCGCCAUAACGAGAACGAGAGCCGAAAGGGAUAAGAGUAACAAAGUGGAGAGACUUGAGAAAGUAGGAGCGUGCCCAAAUAUGGCGCGGCUCCACUCAGUGACCUCCUACAAUGACACCACUGAAGUCAUAAACUGGCCAACUUUCGUGUGCAGGGCCGGCCUUUGAGUCAGGUGACAGAAUAGCAACCACCUACCUGGGAUAUUUUGCGAGUUGCUUAGUGUUCUCCAUAUCCCAGAGAUUUUCGGGCCUGGCUCUUUCACUGCUUCAGGUUUGCGCUUGCUUUUGGCGAAUGAUGUCGUUUUCGUGCAUCCGCUUUCGCUGCCGUCCCUUUCAGAGGUGCGCGCAGUGGAAGCACAAGCGAUUGGGCGGGUGCGUCGUCCGGGACAAGCAAGGGAAGCAGUUCACGCAUGGCGCUUAGCGAGUUUAGACCCCAUAGAGGGAGAAUUGGUGCGUGAAAGGGUGAAGAUCAACUAAGCAGAUAUGCUCUUACCCUUUCCCUUGUUGUAGUUUUCUGGUUUUUUAAAAAACACUUUUUCAAUACUACAGCGCUUAUUCGGCGUGGCGCUUUUGAAUAGAUGUACCUCAACAUUACCUGUUGAUGACUAUGUAGCUCAUUCCUACUUCUACUUCGAACUGCAUGUGCAGGUGCAAAGACCCUUAUUAACGAUGUUCCAAGAACUUAGUACUUGGUAAUGAGACUGAAAAAAAGGAAAGAAG
Molecule: messenger RNA, 7415 nt
Organism: Amoebophrya sp. A25
Lineage: Eukaryota; Dinophyceae; Syndiniales; Amoebophryaceae
Source: the annotation of a GenBank genome assembly